AUAGAAUUUUCAUAGGGUUAUAACAGUUGAACGUUUUCGGACAUGCGAAAAGAGGGUCCGGUCAAAAUCGUCUGUUAUUAACUUUUUGACGCUAUUAUAGUUUUAAUUACCACUUAGAUUUAUAGAAAUGUAAAACGUUUUAAUAGUGUACUAAAACUUGGUAUUCUCUAGUUAGUUCUGGAUAGCUAUAAAAUGUAAUUUAUUCACAAAAGCUACUCCCUUGUGAUAUUAAACGGUAGUAAAAAAGUCAUUACAAGGUUUAUUGUUAUGGGUUUCAAAUAAGUGUAGACAAAUUUUUCGGAGUACACUUAAUGUUCCAAUUAGCGUAAUUAUAGAGCAUGCGUAUUCCACAACUAAGGCCAAAUGGUAUAAAAGGCUAAAAAAUGUAGCGGGAAAGUUAGUUAAGUAAACACUAAUCCCAAGAGUUGAUCGUAAGGCUCACACACGUUGUCGGUUUGAUUUUGGGACUACCAGUGCACGUUCAGUGAUAGUAAAUAAGUGGGUUACCUAUUGGGAAUUACUAACUGCAUAUCGGCUAGAUCGGUUAAAGUGAUUUAGUUCUUCGACGCAUAACAUAACAGGUAGAACGAUGACUACCCAAGCGAACAGUAUAAGUGCAAUAGACUUUCUGAUUUUUAUGGAACAUCCGGGGUCACUCAGCAGCAUCAUCGACGAAUAUUAUACCAUAGUAUCUCGACAAGAAGUGAAAGCACUCAGUUCCUCCAACCACACCAUGCACGAGGAGCAAGAAAACAGCUGCACGCGGAUCAUACGUUUCCUUCACUGCCGAGUGAAGCUCAAUGGCAACCGGAAUGUCUUGAAUGCUAACUAUGUUGACGGAUAUGAACAUAAGCGGAAGUAUAUUUCCACCAGAAGCCCGUCUGAAAACAACACUGACAAAUAUUUACAAAUGGUGUGGGACAAGAAUGUAAAAAUAAUUGUUGUGCCAUCUAGAUCAGAGAAUAAAGUUAAUUUUCACCAAUAUUGGAGUUCAAACAAAGGUGCUGUAAUAGAGUGUGCCAAAUUUCAGAUAGAGACUUUAGAAGUUACGACAAAACCUCACUACGUGUUAUCCUUAUUGAUUCUAACUAACCAAAAAGGUCGAACACACAGGAUAUCACAUUUUGAAUAUACCGCUUGGCCAGUUGAUAGCUUUUGUCAUGAUCGUAAAGCCUUUUUGGAUGUGGUUUCUAAUAUUAACGAGCUGUAUACUUAUCUAGAGAAACACAAGUCCUCAAACGACUUCGGACCCAUGAUUGUGCAUUGCAUCGAUGGUAGUAAUAGCGCAGGGGUAUUUUGCGUAGUUGAUACCUGUGUUACAGAAUUCAAAAAGACUGGAAUGCUAUCUAUAUCAAGUACGGUGAAAAAAAUGAGACAGCAAAUAUACGGCAGUAUGAACCGGUUAAAUGACUAUGUUUUUUGCUAUCGUCUUCUCCAUGUCUAUGUUAAAUAUGAAAUGGUUAUGUAUUGAAAGUAUUUUGAGGGCAUUUUUAGUAAAAAUAAGUGAGGGCCACCUCGUUUGUCAUCUACCGAUGGCGCUAGCCAGUGCAUCAAUUCAUUUUUACUGGAGAUGCUUUUAUCUAAGUAAAAGUACUAUGUAACUUGCAAAUAAAUAUCAAUUUUGUCUAUGUCUAU
Messenger RNA from Microplitis mediator, 1635 nucleotides. RefSeq names its product tyrosine-protein phosphatase non-receptor type 9-like. The transcript has a single exon. Gene Ontology annotation, molecular function: protein tyrosine phosphatase activity. Bases 590 to 1471 code for a protein of 293 amino acids. The record is from RefSeq and is a predicted model, not a curated record. Gene Ontology annotation, biological process: protein dephosphorylation. Lineage: Eukaryota; Metazoa; Arthropoda; Insecta; Hymenoptera; Braconidae.